GAGAGGAGAGGAAAAGAGAAAAAAAAAAGAUAGAAACAAACUUUGUCCAUAGAAGGAUGAAAAGGGGUUGGAAGAAGGGGUAAGCUGAACAUGUGGGAGAGAAAGACCUCCCUCCCAAAUCUGGAGACAUCAGAUAGACUGAGCCAUUCAUUUGAGUCUAAGCCUCUGUCUAAAGGAUCAAGAAGGAGAGAGCAAAGCAUAAGAGAGAAAAAGUAACUGAGAGGAGAGACUAAAGCCUCAAACAUUGUGAGUCCACGAGAGGAAGAAGCUGUUCAUAAAUCACUGCAGAGGCUGAAGGGAGACAAGCUGAGAAGAUAAGAAAAGACAAAACCUCUUUACCGAGAAAGGAAGAAGGAGAAAAGGGAUAAAAUUACAAUCACUCGCACAAGAUAUUUCAGAAGUGUCUGUAUGAAGAGGCCAAUUCACUCGGCAAAAUAAACUUCAUAAACUAAAAAUAAACGAAAGGCUCAGCAAAGAACAUAUUACAAAGCAUUGCUGGAUAAUUGCUGGAUAAUUACUGGAAACCGUUGCUUCUAACAGACUAGACUACGAUACUGACACAUUGACAAACAAACCUGAGAGCAGGAUCCCAGGAGAAAGAAAAUGAUCCCCUUUCAGUUCAUCCUUCUAUUUCUUGUUGUCAUUCCAUUGUCAUCCUUUGGUGAGAUUGGGGAGCAUGAUGCGCUUUGUGGUCCAGGUGACUCUUGCUACGCACUGUUUUACCAACGGACUGGUUUUCUGAGCUCCUGGAAAGCCUGUAAAGAGCGUGGAGGAAAUUUAGCCACUGUGAAAAGUGACCAAGAAGCGGCUUUAGUUGAGCAACUUCUCACCUCUUCGUCAAAAUCACGUGGUGAUGUGGAUCAGCUCCAGCUAAGGUUUUGGAUUGGGCUACAGCGUCAACCUAGGCAGUGUGCACCACAAAAGCCCUUACGUGGCUUCACCUGGACUACUGGAGACCAAGACACUGCUUUUACAAAUUGGGCCCUUCAGCUUGUAUCUUUGGGGCCCCCUGGCUCCUGUUCAGCCCCCCGCUGUGUGGCUAUAGGUCUGGGUUAUGAAAAGCCAGAGGAUGAUUUCAAAUGGCUGGAAGGUACCUGUACUUUGCCUGUUGAUGGGUUUGUGUGCAAAUUCCGCUACCAAGGAAUGUGCCCAGCGCUGUCUGAAGGUUCUGUCCGCUACUCUGUGCCCUUUGGCUAUCAUGGUACUUGGCUUGACCGUCUUCCUUUUGGCUCAGUGGCAGCUGUGUCAUGUGACGGGCAAAAACAAGAUGUUUCUGUACUCUGCAUGUUGAAGGAAGAUGGUACUGUGGGAUGGAACGUAAAUGAGCCACUUUGUCACACUACUCCCAACCAAUGUAGUCAAUGCCAACAGCUUUGUGGGGAGGGAGGUGUUUGUGCUUGCCAUGAAGGGUACAGUCUACAGCUGGAUGGAUAUUCCUGUGAGUCGGAUGAUGACAUGAACUUUGAGGAUCAUGACACAGUACAUGGAUGUCCGUGUCAAUACCGUUGUUUAGACCUUGAAAAGGGCAAAGGAUACCAAUGCAUAUGCCCAGAGGGCUACAUGCUGGCUGCUGAUGGGCAUCACUGUGAAGAUAUUGAUGAAUGUGAAGAAGGUGACGAAGGACCAUGUGAGCAUUCUUGUCAGAAUAGCCCAGGUUCAUAUGUCUGCUCUUGUGACCUUGGAUUUUCCGUCCUAGAAGAUGAGCCUAGUCGUUGUGUGGAUGUAGAUGAAUGCCAGAUUGCCAGGGUAUGCAAACAGAUGUGUGUUAACUAUGUGGGUGGCUUUGAAUGUUUCUGUAGUGAGGGCUAUGAGCUGGAUGCAGAUGGGGUGACUUGUAAGCCUAUUGGGCACACAGAUACUAGAUAUGAACCUGGUGCACCUUUCAGCACAUCUAAGGAGACGAGUGAGGAAGAGGAGGAUGAAUGGUAUGAAGGAGAGGUUGAAGGGGAAGGAUUUUUGACACAGUGGGGUAUAUCAGAGACAGCCACCGGAGGAAGCAAACAUAGAUGGGAGUCCAGAGAUAAUGCAGAUAGUAAAUAUGGGUUGACAGGACAAGUAGAUAGUUGGGAUGCCACAGUUCAGCCUGAAGUUAUCAUAGACACUACCAUGACUCCGCUAGAUGAAUGGGAAGAGGUGACAUACCCUGUGGUACCAACAACACAAAAGCAGCCUGGAAUAGAGAGAGAUCCCAUUGUCUUUAUCACAGCUUUGCCAGCACAGAACACAUUAGUUGCAGACAAAUAUGAUAGUGAAAAGACAACAGAUUCCCCUACCACAUCAAUGAGCUCAUCUACAGCUUCUUCUGAUCUGGCAGACCAGCUUACAACCGUCAAAUUCUCAACAGACAAAGUCAGUCUUAUUGAAGUCAUAGAAGCAGUCACUCCUGCUAACCCUAUUAAAGAAAAUACAGAACGUUCCACAUGGGAAAGUACCACGGGCCCAUCAUCAUUAGACGAAAACAAAAAUAUAAACCAUCCACCAAGCACAUUGGGGCCGAAUGUAGCAAUAGACAAUAGUUUGGCUCCACCAAGACACCAGCUCAAUAACUCUGCGGUGGAAUCUCCAGUACUUCCCUCAUUUUCCCCUCUGCCACCUCAGGAAUCUAAGGGUAAGAGGGAAAACCGGUGGUUGAUUGUGGCACUGCUGGUCCCCCUUUGUGUUUUCCUGGUGAUUAUGUUGGCACUUGCCAUUGUUUACUGCACCCGAUGUGGAGGACAAACAAAACCCUGUAGUGUCACUGACUGUUAUCACUGGGUGACUGGAGGAGGACCUCAGAAAGCCCUCGCCCCCACAGCUGGAGAAACACAAUGUCCACAAGCAGCUGUUUGAAAGGAGACCAAUAUUACAUUAUAAAUAAGAAUAGUUAGAGGAAUGUGUAAUAUUUUCCCUCAUCUGCUGUCUAAACCAGAGUUUUGGGUAAACCUGGGAGCGCUGUAUCUAGGUUUUAUGUAUGAAGUAGUGUGUCAGCUCCAUUUUAUACCGCUCUUCAUUUUGCCUCCUGUUCUUUCCCCUAUGUAACUCCAUCGAGUUCAAAAUUACUCCUUAUUCCAGUGUUACCUAUAGUAAAUAUCCAUUUCAUUCUACAGGGGCUAUAAGGCACUUAAAGGGAUACUGUCAUGGGAAAAAAAAAAUUUUCAAAAUGAAUCAGUUAAUAGCG
Molecule: messenger RNA, 3157 nt
Organism: Xenopus laevis (African clawed frog)
Lineage: Eukaryota; Metazoa; Chordata; Amphibia; Anura; Pipidae
Gene: cd248.S
Product: CD248 molecule S homeolog
Exons: 1
Coding region: 604-2829 (741 amino acids)
Biological process (GO): cell migration
Cellular component (GO): membrane; external side of plasma membrane; extracellular matrix
Molecular function (GO): extracellular matrix protein binding; calcium ion binding; extracellular matrix binding
Source: RefSeq, a predicted model, not a curated record